Megalobrama amblycephala (Wuchang bream) is the source of this 3448-nucleotide messenger RNA. It is a transcript of the gene bmper, whose product is annotated as BMP binding endothelial regulator. The transcript is spliced from 15 exons. Bases 623 to 2629 code for a protein of 668 amino acids. NCBI's taxonomy places the organism in Eukaryota, Metazoa, Chordata, Actinopteri, Cypriniformes, Xenocyprididae. Gene Ontology annotation, molecular function: protein binding. The record is from RefSeq and is a predicted model, not a curated record.
GGAAUAAAGCCAUUCUCCGAGAGCAUGUCUAAGCAAUUCAUCCCAGGACUGAAAGUGUGUGUCUGAGCCCCACAUCUUCAGGAUUCAUCUGAUCUUUGAUGUGCAGAUGGGACAGUCCGCAUGCGCAUGCAGAUAGUUUGGAUUUCUGACGACGCUUAGCACCUACUUUGGAUAAUUGUCAAUGAAUGAAGUCAUUGUUAUUCUAAGAUUAGGAGUUACAUGCAAAAGGCAUGCUCCUCUCCAGCGCUAGUGCCUUAAUAAUAGGCUGAAAUUCUUGUUUGGUGAGAAAGUUACUCGAGAGCUGAGUGCGUCUAUAGGCUGAGGGGCGGAUCUCACACACCUCACCACACACACACACACACACACACACACACACACACACAUACACACGUGUGUUUAAAUAGAGAGGGGCUGGAGGAUGAUCAGCUGCGGCUCCGGAGCUGGAGGAGGAUCGGCGUCAGACAUGAGCCGCCGCGCGCAUCCGUGCGUCUGUCAGCGAGGAUCCGGACAGCUCUGACCGCUCGGACCAUGGCACUGCCAUCUCUCCACAGCACCUCUGGAUAUUACCUCUUUGUGGAGUUUGUGACCUGCAGAUCUGGAUCUUCAGAAAGUCUCGUCGAGGAUGCUGUGUCUGUCUCCUCCAGUCACCUACAACCUGCUGUUCUGGUUCUUCAUUCUCCAAACGCCACAUUCAACUGCGCCUUUAAUCACUGGUACAGAGGCGAGCUGUGAGAACGAGGGAGAAGUGCUGCACAUCCCCAACAUCACAGACAACCCCUGCAUCUCCUGCGUCUGUCUGAAUCAGAAAGUAGACUGUAAGCAGGAGAAGUGUCCGCCGCUGGCAGAGGACUGUGCGCUGGUGGUCAAACAGACGGGAGCCUGCUGUGAAAGAUGCAAAGGCUGUCAGCUGAAGGGGACGUCCUACAACAGUUCCCAUCACUGGAUCAGCCCUGUCAAGCCCUGCGUCACAUACAGCUGUCAGGAAGGUGUCGUCACUGAAGCAGAAAUGAGGUGCGUCAUUCACUGUAAGAACCCCAAAAUCCACCCGAAGAAAUGCUGCCCAACCUGCCCGGGCUGUAUUUUCGAGGGGAAUUUAUAUAAAGAAGAUGAAGAAUUUCAUCCUGAAGGGAAUCCCUGUAUUAAAUGCAUCUGCACUGGAGGUCACAGCAUGUGUCAUAAGGUGGUGUGUCCGGUCCUGUCCUGCCCGGCUCAUCUUACCCACACGCCGCCGGGACAGUGCUGUCCUAGAUGUCGUGGUCAGAGGAAGGUGUUUGACCUGUCUCCCGGCAGCUGUCUGUUCCGCAGCGAGGUCUAUGAGAACGGCUCCUCCAUCAGCUAUGACGCCUGCACCUCCUGCUCCUGCGUGGACUCUACGGUGGCCUGCAGGAGGCGGUGCUCGGCGCCCGGCAGCUGUCAGGGCAGCGGCUGCUGUGAGGAGUGCCAGUCUCAUCUGAAGAUGGAGGAGGUGAAGUACUGCAGGGUGAAGAGCAAAAUCUACAGGGACGGGGACAGAUGGUCGUCUGUGAACUGCUCUCUCUGCACCUGUGUUAAGGGGAAUAUUGAAUGUCAGCCCAAGAUUUGUGUUCCUAUCACCAGCUGUCCCUCGAAUAAGAUACUGAAUCGCACUGGCUGCUGUCCUGUUUGCACUGACAAACCAGGCGUGUGCACCGUGUUCGGAGACCCUCACUAUAACACUUUUGACGGCCGCACCUUUAACUUCCAGGGCACGUGUAAGUAUGUGCUCACGAAGGACUGCUCUCCGGCGGCCAGUUUCACAGUGCUGGUGAAGAACGACGCUCGGCGCACGCGCUCCUUCUCAUGGACCAAAUCAGUGGAGCUGCACACAUCCGGCCUGAGCAUCAGCCUCCACCAACACCUGACCGUCCGUCAGAACGGCACGCGCAUCGCUCUCCCCUUCCAUAGCACUGGGGUCCACAUCGACCUGGAUGGGUACCUGCUCAAACUCACCACCAUCGCAGGGCUGGAGAUCUCGUGGGACGGGGACAGUCUGGUGGAGGUGGUCGCGGCGCCCCAUCUGAAGGAGCGGCUCUGCGGGCUGUGCGGAAACUACAACGGUCACAGGCGAGACGACACUCUCGGAGGAGAUGGCCAGUUUAAGUUUGACGUGGAUGAAUUUGCGGAGUCCUGGCGCGUGGAGGACAACGAGGUGUGUGAGGCUCCCAACCGCAGGCCCACAUCCUUCCUCUGUCCCGGCACAGUCAAAGUAAAGCUCCGCGCGCACAGAACCUGCCAAAAGCUCAAGUCCUGGGAGUUUCAGAAGUGCCAUUCUGCUGUAGACUUUACCUCCUUCUACAAGUCAUGUGUAACAGACAUGUGUGAGUGUCCAGUGCAUAAGAACUGUUACUGUGAGUCGUUCAUAGCCUACAGUCGAGCGUGUGAGAGAGAGGGCAUCCGUGUGCACUGGAGACCGGAGCUCGCCUGCAUCAGCACACACUGCAAACAUGGUGCGGUUUAUGACACGUGUGGACCCAGCUGCACUAAAACGUGCCACAACUGGAACGAGGUGGGACCCUGUCACAGGCCCUGUGUCGCCGGCUGCCACUGUCCCGCCAGCCUGGUCCUGUUUCAGGGCCACUGCAUUAAACCUACAUCCUGCCCCGGCCGAUGACCCCCAUGACCUGUACAGGAGCAGAAGGCUGCUAGAGAUCCAAACAAACAGAGGAAGAGAACUGGGCACACAGGGACUGUACAGCACUCAGACACUCACAAACCGCUCCUCUCAGCAGUCGUGUCCGACACGGAGACUCAGGAUGCCACUGCUCGCUCUGUGAGGACUUGGUUUCGCCACAUAAGUGCCUUUCCGAGCUCUGGAAUAAACUCAGUUACCAAAUUCCUGAUGCUUCAAACUACAAGGACCUGAACUGGACAUUCUGAGUUACAUCAGGAGUAUAUGGCAAACACAAACAAUAGUAUUAUCCAUUUAUUGGGUCAAACAGUAUUUAAUACACAAUCACUUGACUGAAAGGGAAACUAUUUAUAUAUUUGUUGUUUAUUUUGUAAGACAGGGACUCAAAUGUGACUGUUAUAGCUUUAAAGAGAAGUGUACUGUAUUCGUCCAGCAUACACUGAUGUGUGUAUGUGUUGUUAUAACUGUACAUUUCACUUGAUGCAGUACGAUAUUAUAUAUGACCAGUAUAAAGCUUAUAUACUUUUUCAGAAAUAAGCAAGUUUUUCUUUGAAAGUAUUUGUCACAGCUCAGGUUCAGAGAUGUCUCGUGUGUAGAUUCAGGAUCGGGAUGCAGAAGGAUUUUGCACCUAUGGAAAAAGAGCUCAAAAAGAAUAAACGGAGCAAUUCCAAUAGGGUCAUCACACCAUUGGUGCUCGGGCCCUAACUAAAGCCAAAAAUCAACUUCAUGUAAAUCGUGGCAAGAAUUUUGACAAGGUACAUGAAAAUGAACUUGUAAAUUGAUAAAACUCUGCAAUACUGA